Molecule: messenger RNA, 1194 nt
Organism: Engraulis encrasicolus (European anchovy)
Lineage: Eukaryota; Metazoa; Chordata; Actinopteri; Clupeiformes; Engraulidae
Product: NACHT, LRR and PYD domains-containing protein 12-like
Exons: 8
Coding region: 259-1194 (311 amino acids)
Biological process (GO): intracellular signal transduction
Molecular function (GO): protein binding
Source: RefSeq, a predicted model, not a curated record
AACAUAAAACAGUGAGUAUUUCUGUAUACUUCCCCUGCUAGGGUGUUGAGCAGUGAUACAGCAGAUGAAGCCCUGGUGUAUCUGACUGCAGUUCUGGGUGGAAACCCCUUACUGCUGACAGAACUGGACCUGAGAGGGAAGAUACCAGGAGACUCAGGAGUGAAGCAGUUCUGUGCUCUACUGGAGGAUUCACAAUACAGAGUGGAAAAACUGAGGCUUGGUAACUGCAGUAUAAAAGCAGAGGGCUGUGCUGCUCUGAUGUCUACACUGGCAUCAAACCCAUCACACCUGAAAGAGCUACAUUUGAAUGAUAAUGUAAUUGGAGACUCUGGUUUGAAGCAGAUCUCUACUCUACUCAGGAAUCCAGAUUGUAAACUACAAAGACUGGGGCUUAAGAGCUGCAGUAUAACAGAAGCGGGCAGUACUGCUCUUGCUUCAGCUCUAUCCUCAAACCCCUCAUCACACCUGAUAGAACUGGAUCUGGAUAAUAAUAAACUAGGAGACUCUGGUGUGAAGCAGAUCUCUACUCUACUCAGGAAUCCAUGCUGUAAACUACAGACACUGGGACUUAAGAGCUGCAGUAUAACAGAAGAGGGCUGUGCUGCUCUGACCUCAGCUCUGACAUCAAACCCCUCACGUCUGAUACAGAUGGAUCUGGAUAAUAAUAAACUAGGAGACUCUGGUGUGAAGCAGAUCUCUACUCUCCUCAGGAAUCCAGACUGUAAACUACAGACACUAGGCUUGUCAGACUGUGGUGUAACAGGAGAAGGAUAUGCUGCUCUGGCCACAGCUCUCAAAUCAAACCCAUUACACCUGGAGGAGCUGGACCUGAGGCUACUGGUGGUGGAGGUGUGUUUAAAUGGCGGCGCUCGUAUGAGCAGCGACCUGAGAGAUGUGCAGUUGCGGCAGGGGAAAAAGCCGGUGACGUCAUCCAAUCGUGCGCACGGGCGUUUGGAGCGGUCGAAGGUAUCCGAGUGCACCAGCCUGUCUUUGAGGUUUGAGGACCUGGAGUUGUUGUCUGAUGAAGCAGAGAGAGCCUGUGAGUAUCUGACUUCAGUUCUGGGUGGAAACCCCUUACUCCUGACAGAGCUGUUCCUGAGUGGGAAGAUACCAGGAGACUCAGGAGUGAAGCAGUUCUGUGCUCUACUGGGGGAUUCACACUGCAGAUUCAAGAUACUCAGGUUAGUGAUUUAA